UGUUCUCGAACUCUUGCUCACAUCGUCUUAUUAAUUGAUCGCUUAUUACUCUGGAUCGCCACCGUCAAUUCGAAGGACACAGGCUAGAACAUCCUCCUACUCACGCCGCGAUGUCCGACGGAGAGGCGCAGCCACCAGACGACCCAAAUAUCUGGGAGACUUCGUCGUCCUCAGCCAACGAAUGGGAUGAAUCGGAAGCGGACGGGGUUUGGACUGUGGAGAUAGCAGGAGAAGAGGUGCGAAAGGGUACAAUCCGACACGAGGUAUAUGAUCUGCACCUAGCAGCUAUUCUUACCCAUUCAAUCUCACAUUUCGCUUCCGCCAGGUGGUCUGGCACGGUUGGCGACGAGCUUCGGAUGGUACAAGCAACACGUGGAAACCUGAGGAAGCUGACAUCAACACGAACGAAUGGUCCAGACAUGCUGCCCAAAGACGACGAGAGUUGGCGAAGAAUUCUAUGAACAUUCAAAUUUGGAGUGAUACGAGUUUAGUGGAUACUGAUACGAGGUUGCGUAGCCAAGCGUAUGAAGAAAAGGUGGAGCGAAGUAAGAGGAAGGGUGUGAGAAUGGCAGAGAAGUUGCGAAAGAACCUGCGAAAGCACGGACGAGGCCCUACUGAAGGAUCUGAUGGCGAAGAGUAUCCCCCACCUCGAAACGGCUCAGUUCGUGCAAGUACGUCUUCCACCAGAGCUCCUGCAGUAGCGAGUCGGGCGUCUGGUUCUGCCCCCUCCUCUGUCGGUCAGAAUCGUCCUUCGUUUUCAAUAGGGCGAGGUACAACAACAAGGGAUAGACGCACACCGCAAACAGCUCAACCCAGGUCUUCACGUCAAUCUGUUCAUCCUCCACCGGCGAAUACUCCUGCGUGCCUAGUACAGAGCCCGGAAUCUGACGGAGAGGAAUUUAUACCCAAGGACAUGAUUGACUGGUCUGCUCGUACCUACCCAACUUCAAAAGGAAAACAGAGGGAGGUGCAAUAUUGCGAGACUGAACCCUACAGGUCGAUAUCAAAGGGGAAACAGAAGGCUUGUCCUCAGCCCCAACCUAGUCGUAUAAGGUCUGCAACCGAGCAGAACACGUUAAAGCCGGUACGCAAAAUAGCUCCUUUGCCAGCUCGUAGGCAAGGUGCUUCUCGGAAUAGUUCAUCUGCCAGGCUUUCUGAACGCGACGCACUUUCCGCUCAGUGGACUCAAAUGGCAAAACUGAGUGGAGCAGCAACCAUCAGUUUUAUGAACGAAGUUGACGACGAGGAGAUCCCGCCUUUGGAUGGGUUUUGCUACCUUGAGAAGGACUUCAACUAUGACGAAAUCGAGCAUUCAGGCCGCGACCUGAAAGAAGUUUUCCUCUACUGUGACCAUAGAAUCUGUGAAUAUGCCGAAGAAUGUAAUUGUCAGUCUACUCAAGAAGAUAUCCGAUUCACAUACGAUGAAUACAGACAUUUUAUUGCCAACGAGGAGGAUAACGACGUGUCACCAUUUGUUGUCGAAUGCAACGAAUACUGUGCUUGCGACAAGAACUGUCGAAACCGCGUUGCUCAGCUUCCGCGUAAGGUCCCUAUCGAGAUCUUCAAAACACGAAAAUGCGGCUGGGGAGCCCGGUCAUCUGUGGACGUUGAGAAAGGAACUGUUCUCGGUCUCUAUACGGGGAAAAUAAUAUAUAGACGUGAUGCCGAACUAUUGAAAGGGGAAGCAAAGAGUUUCUGUUUCGAUAUGGACGGACGAGAAAGUCCGGAUGAGGAACCAUCCGAAGAGUCGUACACAGUCGACGCAAAGGCGUGCGGUAAUUGGACACGGUUCUUGAACCACUCUUGUGCGGCAAAUAUCAAAGUAUACUCCGCCGUUUGGUGGACGAUUCCCGAGAGCAAUUUACCAUGCCUAGUUUACUAUGCUGCAGCAGAUAUACCCGCCCGGACGGAGUUUACUGUUGACUACAAUCCCUCGCAGGCAAGGCUUCACAAGGCCAAUGCAUCCAAGGGUAAAAAGAAAGGGAAAGGAAAGAACAAAAUUCCAGAGGGCGCCAUACCAUGCGAAUGCGGUACCAAAGUCUGCCGUGGAUGGGUAACAGAGGCCUGUGACAACUAGGAUUCGCACUAAACCCUAUCUGUUGCGAUAAGAGAAACAUCAAGGGUUGAAGUGCGCCAGAGAUCGACGGUCGGGCUACCGUGAGUCAGCUGAAAACGGAAGCUCGUCGUAUGUUGAUUGACGCUACGUUGAUCGUGUUACCAUUUUGUUCAUUCAUCAGAAACUUACAUUCAAUUCCUCACGACCUUUGGAGUACAUCAACAAAUUUCGAUAGCGACCUCGUAGUGACCAUGACCUGUCAUUUACACACUUUCACGUCCUUCUUAAAUAACACUCUACAAAAAAAAGUCUCCGUCCAUUGUCAUGCCCC
Molecule: messenger RNA, 2387 nt
Organism: Marasmius oreades (fairy-ring Marasmius)
Lineage: Eukaryota; Fungi; Basidiomycota; Agaricomycetes; Agaricales; Marasmiaceae
Exons: 14
Coding region: 458-2077 (539 amino acids)
Cellular component (GO): nucleus
Molecular function (GO): protein binding; histone methyltransferase activity; zinc ion binding
Source: RefSeq, a predicted model, not a curated record